This is a messenger RNA of Gigantopelta aegis, 4925 nucleotides long. RefSeq names its product coiled-coil domain-containing protein 92-like. The coding region runs from base 919 to 1818 and encodes 299 amino acids. NCBI's taxonomy places the organism in Eukaryota, Metazoa, Mollusca, Gastropoda, Neomphalida, Peltospiridae. The transcript is spliced from 4 exons. The record is from RefSeq and is a predicted model, not a curated record.
UGUGUGGUAUAAUUGCAUGUUUUGUUGAAAAUGACAUCAUGAGAUUUUGAUUGGCACAUAAAUUUAUUCCCAAAUUUAUCACAUUAAUUUUUAUAUUUAAUUUGUUAUUUCUUAUAUAUUUGCUUUUAAAAUGUUUCAGGUUAAGCUACACUUUAGCCCUCCACUUGGCUCCAAGCCCACGCUAAGUAGCACAGCGAUCUCGCCAAAUUAUGAUGUCACCGUAAAUAUCAUUUCCAGUUGUAUUUGGGCGAGAUCGCCGUCAAUUAUAUAUGCAGAUGGUUUUACAAAUUGUUAUUAAUAAAAAUUGAUUAUUCUGUCAUAAAUCUGUUUAUGCCUGCAACCACUGAUCCAAGAAAGAAAUUCGACAUCACCCAUAUUCAGUAAUGUUUCAGCAAACUCAUAAAUGAUCAGUGUAAUGGUAUUUAAAUAGUCAAACAUUGUAUCAAAUCAGGAAAAAUGCCAGCCCAUGGUAGCCUAUAUAAAAAAAAUUCUAAUUAGGAUAUAUGCCAUCAUAUGGAUGUUUGAGGAAUACAUUUUUGUGUAAUUUUGUCUUUUUAAAAAAAAACAAUUUUGAAGACCCCACGCCAUUAUACCGCAGUUAAAUGAAAAGACUAAUCACUUGAUGUUGGAACAAAGAACAACUUUUAGAAGUUCAUAAGCUAAUCUUUGUAAUUUAUUUAAUCUAUAAUCCCUGUUCUAGUGGAACACCCCAGAAAUACAGCUUCAAAGUUGUUUUAACUCGUGUUCAGUUUACCCUAUAUAGUUUCCUAUGUGCUUCGCUUUAGAUGAGCUGAAUACAACUGUGAAAUAAGAAGCACUACCAUGCCACUAUCAAUUUAUGGUUCAGGCACAGGACUCUGAAAAUUCAAGAGUCAUAGUUUUGUUUGCAUCGCCUGCAGUGUGACAUGGUGUGACGUAAUGAUGAAUCAGACAGCCACCUACCAGCGGAACCUGGAGAGUUCCAUCCUCUUUAUUCAGCAGGAGCAUGCCAACACACUUAAGGCUCUGCAUGAAGAAAUACAUUCACUGCAGAAAAAAUGUUCUGAUUUGCAGUUUCAGUUACAUGUAACAGAGCAGCCGUCUGUUGAAACAGAUGUACAGGAUAAUACUUUUGACUUGGAAACAAGCAUUAAAGAAUGCAAAGAACUAGAAUCACAGCUGAGGGAAGAAAUAGUUCAGAAGAAUAAAAAAGUACAAAUCCUAGAACAUGAACUGAGGCUUCAGAAGAAGAGGUAUCUAGAUGAACAAAGGGCACACAUGCAGCAGAUAAACUCGCUGAGGGCCGACCUUGACGUAAAGUCAAACAGUGUGGCUUAUUUAACCACUGAACUUCACAGAAUCAAAAUAAAACAGAAAGUAGAUCUGGACUCAACCGUAGAUUCGUCCAUAAGAAGAACUCAAGCUGUGCGAAUACCAGCCCCUCCAAAAGACAUUCCGCCCCGAGUCCGCCGCUCUUACGUUCGACGAUCGGUCGGUCUUCCCCUGCAUACAGAGGAUCUUGAAAACCGUCCACUGAGAAUUCUCUCAUCCAAAAGCAGUGGCUCGAGUCGAUCUGAAUCGCCAGAUGUUGCUCCUUUCAUCACACGAACCGAAAUGCCGACGACUGUAAAAACUCAACCCGUCCUUCCUCCAAUUCCUGUACAACAUGGUGGGAAACCGGUUAUUGUGCAUAAUGUCGUGCGGUCAGCCAAUUGUGUUGCACGCAGAAAGGCUGAGUCAUCGUCUCCCGAAGUGGCGACGUUAGCCGUAGAACAGGUUUCACACACAGAUGCUUCAUGGGGGCAUGCACAAGAAUCUCGAAGUUCCGAAUAUAACUGAUAAAAAUAAUUCUUUUGUUCCAUGCAGAGGGAAAAAGUAUAAUUUUAUUCCAUCAUGGAAUUAGCUGGCAGUUUGAUGGAUGUUCUGUAGAUAUCUGGAUAGAAAACUGGUUGUUGUGUUUGUGCAUUUUAUGUGAUCUCAUUUCAUUAUGUAAUCUGACAAAAAUAAUUAGAUGCUGUGAAACUGAUUUUUAUUAACCACCCAUUUAUUAACCACCCAUGUCAAAUCUGUAUCACCUUAUUGUAAUUGAUGUUGUAUGACAAUCAUAAGCAGUUGUAGUCUUAGAAUGUUGUAUAUCUUGGUUUUGUAGGCUGAUAAUACAGUAAUGUAUUUGAAAUGUCAUAAAUAGAUGUUUUCUUAGGAUUGACACUUUCCCCAAGUUCAUGGAAACUUCACUGUGGAUAUGUGCAGUGAUUUGUCAAGUUUAAAAAAAAAAAAUACAGUAAAAGUUUAUUUAAAAACCAGUGUUGCAGUCUGAAGCAGUUACAAAUAGAAUUAAGUUGUUUUUAUCACGUUUGUAAAAAUCAACUAAUGCAGAACCAUUUUAACCAGUUUGUCAGUUAUGUGUAAUAUUAUUUUUUAAUAACUAUUAUAUUUAUUUCUGUUUCACAUUUUGAUGAAACCUAAUGUCGAUUUAUGGAAAAUGUUUAAAUGGUUGGGGAAAGUACCUGUAUUAGAAUGGGAAAACCCCCAUUUGAACAUCAGGCCUUACCAUUUAACAGAACCUAUCAUUCUGUUUCUUCAUCACUCCUGAGACUAUUUCAAGGAAAGUCAUCUAUAGCUCCCCUCAGGCUCAUGGCGUGGAUUUUUAAGAAAAUGGUACUACAAAGGGAUAAAAUAUCAAUGCUUGAUAUGAUAUCUUGAUUGAUCUAUGUUAGGAGUGCAAUUAAUUACACCCAUCACAUUUUGUUCAUGGAUAGCUGUAAGGUUAAGUUUGCAUUUGAUUGUGUAAUGUUUAAGAAUUAUGAGCUAAUGGACUAUAGUGUACUCUGUUUUAAGGGAUAUCCGGUAUAAGAAAGGUUCUGUACCAAUAUUUAAAAAGGGACUCUGAAAAACGUCCUGUUUUGAUGGAAUUCUUGUAUACCGAGAGUGGUUUUGAGGGAUUUCUCUUGUUAUUAUUGUUGUUGCAUAUCACUUGAUGUAUUAACAUUCCUGCUCCAACUCAUGCUCCCUGACUGGUAUGUAUGAGGCUGAUGUCUGCUGUUUGUUGUGUGUGGUUGUAGGAAUUGUGCAUUUAGAGACGGCAUACUGCUGCUCAAACAGAAUACUUGUAACUUGUUGUUCAGUGGUCAGUCUAUGAGCUCUUCAUCUUAGCAUAUCCUUCAUACAUCUACUGAUCAGUCAUUGUGCUGGGUUGUCGUUAAACAUUCCUGUUGCCCUGAUAAAUUAUUAAUAAAACCAAUGUAAGGCGUUUAAAAUACAAAUGUAUGUACAUUUAGCAUUUUUGUCAUUAUCUUUAAAAACUGCAUCACUUGUCUGUACUAGAUGAUAAGAACAAAAACUAAAAACAAAUACAUGUGUAUGUAAAACCAAAACAAAAUAAUAAUCACAUACAUUUAUGUUAUUACUAGCAUUUUGUGAGUGGUAAACUAAAAACAAAUCAAGGUUGACACACAGGUGUGUGGUGGGGUAGGGUGGGGAUUGUCGGUGCACAUACUUAAGGAAUGAGGUUUGCAAACCUGGCUAAAAAUGUUCUAUUCCAAGGGUCAGGGUUUUCUAUAACUUGUGUUUUUAACCUCCAGGUUUUCGUAAUAUGUUCCAAAAUACAACAUAUCAUUUGCUGAUCAUAUUUAGAUUACUUAGAUGGCCAAACUGAAAAAAAAUGGAUAUUAUAAUCUUAUAAUCCAUUUUGCAUUCUCUGUUGGGUUGACCAGAGAGGAAAGGUAGUGGAUUAUAAGACAAUUAAGAGGAAAUGAGUUACAUAAAUGUUUUUAGGAUAACAAGAGGAAAUGAGUUACAUAAAUGUUUUUAGGAUAACAUUAAUGUGCCAACAAAAGAGGGUCAUUAUGUAGGAGGGGAGGGCAAAAACAGACAUCUUCAUAUGAAGCUGUAUUCCAAUAGGUUUGCUUUGCAGUCAGUAAUAUUUUGUCCACAAAUAAUCAAAUAAUCUUUAUGGUAGAAUGCUGACUUGUGAUAUUUAUUUAUUUUUGUGAUAUAUUUACGAGAAUAUUUUAAUUCAAGAAGUAUUGCUGUGAUCUGAUUUUAAACUAAUUUAUAUACACAAAAGAUAGAAAACUGCUUUGCCUGUUUUUCAGUGGUUGAUAGUGGUUGAGAGAUUGGUUGAGAGAUUGGUUGAGAGUGGUUGACUAAUGCAACGAGUAUAACUGCUGUGAGAAUUACAUUGUUGUUUUUUUGUAGCUCAAUAUUUUACGAGAAGUUGCGAGUAAACCAAUAUGAAUUUAUUUUACAUGUUACAUGCUUAAUAUGGUAGACAGGUGUUACAUGUUGUUGAUUUUUGUUUUAAUUUUAAACCCAUAAAAUACUAUUCACAGUAUUAUUAUGUUCAACUCUGAUAUGUGGUACAGAGUACUGUUUAUUUAUUUUAAAAACUAAUCUUGAACAUGCACAAAUGCCUGCUUAUAAUGUUGUGAGUAUUUAGACAUUUUUAUGAUUGUGUAGGCUGUGGCUUUGUUAGUAUUUUAAUACAUGGUUAUCAGGCCAUCGUUAUAAAAAAAUUGGGUGGGGGUGGUUGCUGUAAACCAGUCCUCCAUUUUAACAGUGGAUCGGUUGGUAGACAUUUAAAACUUCUGUUAUUAUUUAUUAUUAUUCUGUUGUUGAAUAAUAUCCUAUGGAUAAGAUAUUAAAGAAAAAGAAAUGAGUUGGAGUGAAGUAGAGCAAGUUAUAUACAUCUCAUGGGUAACAGCAAACAAUGUGGGGUUUUUUAUUUUUUAUUGAGGUGGCCUCAUGCUAAACACAGAUGUAAUGGCAGCCAAUAUCUUGUCUUGUGUAUUUUGUAAAUUAUGUGGUGCUCGAGUGUUCUUUUGAAUAUUCACUGAAUAAUGAAAUCACCAGACACGUGCAUGUGACCGAGCGCUUGCCUGACGAGAACAUUUUCUAGUACAUGUAUUACAUUUGAUGGAAUAAUGUAUUAAAAUAACACACUGAAA